Molecule: messenger RNA, 5160 nt
Organism: Lithohypha guttulata
Lineage: Eukaryota; Fungi; Ascomycota; Eurotiomycetes; Chaetothyriales; Trichomeriaceae
Exons: 2
Coding region: 1-5160 (1719 amino acids)
Source: RefSeq, a predicted model, not a curated record
AUGGCUCCAUCACCAGCAGCCGGAGCAACUCGCUCCCAAGAACCCUCUACACCAACAAGACAAGGCAAGAGCCCACAAUCCUCAUCUACCCAGAAACUUAGCUCAUCAAAACCAGCGCAACAACAAGCAUCAAGUGGCACACCCAAGUCCGCGACGAGAAAACCGCCGAAGCUUGGAGCCUCAAAGUCGACGCCGAAGAAGCCGACUGAGGAGGAGACUCCCAAGCCAGCGGAGAAAUCUGACGAGAAGUCCCAGUCGAAACCUGAGGAGUCUGAGAAGACUGAGGGCGAAGGCGAGGAUGAGGGCCAAGGUCAGGGUAUUGGGCUGAAGGACAAUGAUCCGGAGCCGGAUGUUUCUGGCAAGCAGCCGGGCAACGAUACUGGUGCUGAGGAGACGUCUGUGGCUGAUACUUCUGAGCUUGAGUCGCAGGCACCUGAGCCGGAGGCUGAUGAUGAUGAUGAUGAUGAUGACGAUGACGCGGAGGAGGAGACUGAGGAGACGGUCACUGGCGCUCGAGAUACAGCUGAUGAUGCUGCUGAGCAGGCAACUGAAACCGCUACCAAGGCCGCUGAAGAUGAAGGCACAGAGGAGGAGGAAGAUGAGGAGGAAGACAACCAGCAGACCGAGACUGAAGGUGGCGCAGAAGGUGAUGAUGAAGCCGACAACAAGGGUGGUGCGCUUGGUGGUCUCAAGUCAACAGCUGGUGGACUUGGCAAAGGUGUCACUGGCACAGUUGGAAAAGCUGGUGGUAACGUCAAGGACACUGUCUCUGGAACAGCUGAUAAGGCUGCGGAAGGUGACGCUACUGGUGCUGCGACCGGAGCUGGCGAGGGUCUAAAGCAGGCUGCCGAAGAUGCUGCUGGUGACGUCAAGGACACUGGUGAGGAAGCUACCGAAGAUGUCAAAGAUACUGCCGAAGGUGCGAAGGACGAUGUUCAAGACACCGCUGAGGAUGUUGCCAGUGGAGACCCAGAGCAGGUUGCCAAGGGCGCACAAGAGAAGGGUGAACGCGACGCAGGCGAGCUGAAGGAGACCGCCGAAGAUACAGCCGAUGGCGUCAAGGAUACAGCAGAGGAGACCGCCGAAACUGGUCAAGACGCAGCCGAGAACGCUAAGGAAACUGGCGAGAAGGCUGCUCAGGGUGAUGCUGCUGGUGCUGCUGAGGGCGUCAAGGACACUGCUGACGAUGCGGUGGGUGACGUCACUGACCAGGUUCAGGACUUGUCGCUGCUGAAGGGUCUCAAGGUUGGUGAGAAUGGCAACAUCUCCGAUAAGGAUGGCAACGUUAUUGGCAAGCUCACCGAAGGCGAGCCAGAAGAUCUUGAAGGCUACGAGGUCGGUGAUGAAGGAGAGAUCCUUGACGAGGAUGGCGACGUUGUUGGACGAUGCGAUCUUGCACAGAAGGAGGCCGACGAUGUUAAGGACAAGACCGACGAUGCUGCAGCUGAAGCCAAGGACACCACCGAGGACGCUGAAGACAAGGUCGAUGAGACCGCUGAAGAUGCUGAAGAUCAGGUUGAGGAUGUUGAGGAUCAGGCUGAAGAUGCUGCCGAAGAAGCUAAGACCUACAUGCCUGAUAUCGGUGUGCUUAAGGGUCUUGAAGUCCAAGAGAACGGAGACAUACUCGACAAAGAGGGCAACGUCCUCGGCAAGCUCGACGAAGGUGACCCCAGUGACCUUGUUGGCAUGACUCUCAACGAAGAAGGCGAAAUCCUUGAUGAGGACGGUGACGUCGUCGGUCGAGCUGUCACUGUGCCACAGCCCAUCAAGGAGGAAGCUGAAGAAGCUGCUCCAGAGUUACCUGGUCUUGACGCUCUCGACGGCUUGAAGGUCGACGAAGACGGCGCCAUCAAGGAUGAUCAAGGCAACAAGCUCGGUCAAAUCACCGAAGGCGACCCUGCUGACCUUGCUGGACUUACCGUCAACAAAGACGGCGAAGUACUUGAUGAAGAUGGUGAUGUCAUUGGCCGUGCUGAGAUCGCACCUGAAGCAGCUGAAGCUCUGAAGGAUCAGGUCGAUGGUGCCAAGGAAGAAGCUGAGCAAAUCUCUGCCGAAGCCGAGCGUGUCAAGGACCUUGAAGAGCAACUAAAGCCUAACCUCGAUAUUGUCGAGGGUCGCAAACUCAACAAGAAGGGCAAUAUCAUCGAUGAUGAAGGCGAGAUCCUAGCCAAGUUAGUUGAGGGUGAUGCCAAGCAAUGCGCAGGCAAGAUUCCUAACGAGAACGGUGAGAUCCUCGACGAUGAUGGAAAUGUCAUUGGCAAGGUCGAAGUUGUCACAGGUGAAGCCGCCGAGCAAGCAAUGGAGGAAGCUCACCCGGAGCUUGUCGAACAGCUUGAAGAGGCUCAAAAGGCUGCCGAAGAAGCCAAAGAAAAGGGUGAAGAUGCUCAAGAGAAAGGCGAGGAAGCCCAGGAAACUGGCGAAGACGCUGAUGAGCAUGCAGGCACUGCUGAAGACAAAGCUGAAGAGGCUGCCGCCAAGGCUGAGGAUGCCAAGGAGGAGGCUGAGAAGAAGGUCGAUUUCUCCCAGCUUGAGGGUCUCAAGGUCAACAAGAAAGGUGAAGUCGUCAAUGAGGAUGGUGAAGCUAUCGCCAAGCUUGCUGAAGGGUUUGACCUGGACGCUGUUCGAGGCAAGAAGAUUGGCGAGAACGGUGAGAUCAAAGACGCUGAUGGCAACGUCAUUGGCAAGGUCGACUUCCUGCCUGAUGCUGUCAAGGAAGGUCUGGUCGAGAUGAUCGAAGAGGCCAAGCCUGAUGAAGAAGACGAAGAGGAUGAGGAGGAUCUGUCAGUGCUCGAAGGCUUGAAGGUCAACAAGAAGGGCCUUGUGCUGGACGAGGACGGUGAGGAGAUUGCCCACCUUGUCGAUGGUGAGCUUGAACAAUGUGCAGGCAAGAAGCUCAACGACAAGGGUGAGGUCCUUGACAAGAAGGGCAAAGUCAUUGGCAAGGUUGAGAUGACCACCAAGCAAGAAGAGCAGCCCGAGGAAGAAGCAGAAGAUGCUGCUGCCGAAGAUGAGGGUCUGCCACCACUAUCGAUUCUCGAAGGUCUCAAGGUCAACAAACAAGGCAAGCUCGUCGACAGGGACGGCAAAGUUGUCGGUGAACUCAUUGAAGGUGAUGCCAAGAAACUCUGGAAGAGUGGCAACACGUGUGACGACCAAGGUCAAUUCUGGGAUGGCCGAGGCAGAGUCAUUGGCAAAGCUAAGACACUUCCAAAAGAGGAUGAUGAUGUCGAAGCUGAGUUUGCUGGUCUUGAAGGUCUUGUUGUCGUUGCUGAUGGCUUCGUUGAGGAUGAGAAUGGCAACCGAGUCGGCAAGCUCACCGAGGGUGAUGCCAAGCGCCUGGUCGGUCGAUCUGUCGAUGAAGAUGGUGAUGUGAUUGACAAGAAGGGCAACGUUGUUGGCCACGCUGAACGAUAUGAGGAGCCCGAAGCUGAGCCCGAACCAGAGCCAGAAGCAAUUGAUCUCUCCGAGCUUAAAGGUCUCAAACCCAACAAGCAAGGCAAUGUCAUCGGCCCUGAUGGUGUACCAAUCGGUCGUGUUGUUGAGGGCAACGUCAAAGAACUUGCAGGACGAAGCAUUGACGGCCAAGGUCAAAUCUGGAACGAUCGCGGUGAAGUCAUUGGUCGCUGCGAGCUGAUCCCACCUGGUGAGCGAGAAGCUAAACCCGAAGGACCUUUCGCUGGUCUGGAAGGUGUGGUUGUUCGUUCCGAUGGUCUUGUCGCAGAUCACGAGGACAAUGUCGUUGGUAAGGUUGUUGAAGGUGAUGUGAAGAAACUUGUCGGUCGACCUGUGGAUGAGGAUGGUGACAUCAUUGACAAAUUUGGCAACGUCAAGGGUCAUGCUGAGCCAUACGAGAUUCCAGAAGAAGAGGAGGAAGCUCCUGAGGAUCUGUCUGCACUUGCUGGAAAGACUGUUAACAAGCAGGGCAAGGUUGUCGACCAACAAGGAAACAUCUUCGGUGAAGUCGUCGAGGGUGAUCCAAAGAAACUUGUUGGCUGCAAGGUUGAUGGUCAAGGCCAGAUCUGGUCUAAUGACGGUAAGGUUAUCGGCAAGGCAGGUCUGAUCCAAGGUGGUGAUGACGGCCGUGCUGAAGGCCCGUUCUCUAACUUCGAGAGCACCGAAGUCACCAAAGACGGAUAUGUGGUCAAUCCAGCUGGAGACAUCAUCGGUCGAAUCACAGAAGGUGAUGUCAAGAAGCUCGUUGGACGUCAUGUUGAUGACGAUGGCGAUAUCACCGACAAGAACGGUAAUGUCAUCGGCCACGCAGAACGCUGGGAGCCAGAACAGAAGGAACGUGAGGUCAACCCCAUGUCUGGUCUUCGUGUCAACAGAGAAGGUGAAGUUCGUGACAAGAAUGGCGACCUCAUUGGUCGACUUACUGCUGGCAAUCUUCCUCACUGCAUCGGCAAGGAGAUCAACGACAACGGUGAUGUGAUUGACCAAGAUGGUAACAAGGUCGGUGAGGUCACGCUUCUCGAAAACAUUCCUCAAGAAGAAGAAGAGGAGGAGGAAGGCCCUACUGAAGAAGAACUCAAGGCUCAAGAGGAACGAGAAGUUGCCAAGAAUAUCGGAAACAUCAUCAACCAGACCAUCGAGAAGAUGGAUCCGAUAUGCAAACAGAUCACUGAGCACAUCGAAAAAGCAGACAGAACACCAAAGGAAGAGCUAGACGAAGAGAAGCUCGUCGACGACGUCAAGCCUCUGAUCGAAGAAGGCAACAAGAUUCUCGGAGAGUGCAAUGGUGCUAUUCGGGGUCUCGAUCCAGAUGGUCACAUCGCUGCUCAAGCCAAGGCACGUGCUGCUUCUGGUGAAGCUUCGCCCGAGGAGCACCGCGUUGCCGAAGGUCUGAAGGAGCUUACAACAAGAAUUGUCACGACUGUCGACAAUGCCAAGAAGAGACUUCAGGACAUGCCUCAUGCAAAGAAGAAGCUGAACCCACUUUGGGGUCUGCUCACCGAGCCAUUGUUCCAGAUUUUGGCUGCUGUCGGUCUGCUGCUCAGCGGUGUCCUGGGACUGGUGGGCAAGCUGUUGAACGGUCUCGGCCUUGGUGGUCUCGUCAAUGGCAUCCUAGGUGGACUGGGUAUUGACAAGCUGCUCGGUGGUAUGGGUCUGGGCUCGAUUGGUGAAGCUCUGGGCUUUGGUGGUGGAAAGAAGAAGAAAUAG